CGCUCGUGUUUGCACGCGGCAAAAAACGACCGCUGCAGGCUCUCGUACAAGUGCAUGCUGGCGCGAGCUGUGCGCAAGUCGACCAGUGCACGCAGUAGCAGUGCUGCGCACGAGAAACGCCGAUAGCAGCUAGCAACUCACAUCUCCUGGAGAGCACCAAGCACUGCAGCUACCGCAGCGGAGCAGCGGAGAGCCCCCAUGCGGCCACACGCAUGCAUCGCAGCGCUGGCCGUAGCGGUACAUGGCUACCUCCCGCCGCUCCCGACGCGCGACCUACGAACAAGACGCCUCGCCACGGUCCAAGACGAGCCCCAACAAACGAGGAAGGAGUUCACGGUGCCCAAGGCCGCGUCGACGCGGGAGACGGAAGUCCGGGCCGUGACCGCGUUGAGUCGAGACGGUAAUGUGUCCUUGCCGGAAGUGUUUGUGGGGAAUGAUGGCUCUUCGCGGCAGUUGUAUGAUAAUGGGGUGGUCAUGCCCGUGGGCUGGACGGGCGCAUCUACUAGAAGACGCACGGGCAGUAAGUUCACGGGAACUUUACUAGCAUCGACGGAGUUCCCCGUCGGCGACGCCGGAGCCAACCCCCAAAGGAUAGCGCCGUUCUCGCGGAAGACGUGGCUCCAAGGUGUGCGAGAUGAUAUCAGAAAACGAUCACCGCUAUACGCCCAGGACUGGUUCGACGGGUUGCGGAACCCGGCGAAGAGCGCCGGAGCCUGUUUAUUUCUGUAUUUUGCCGUGCUCGCGCCGGCGGUCGCGUUCGGUGGCGUCAUGCAGACGGCGACGUGCGGGGCGCUGGGCCCGCGCGACGUGCUGCUGAGCUGCGGGCUGAGCGGCAUGGCAUACGCGUAUUGGGCGGCGUCCUUUUUUCCUCGACGGCGUCGAGAGGAGUGACUCGCGAUGCACGUCGAGAGAAACACAGAGAGGAGCCGCGCGUCGAUGGCGUCGAGGUGGACGUAUAAAGCUAGACGAGACGAAUCGCCUCGAGAUGGCGCGUGCAGAGAGUGGUUGGACAGACACACACAGACAAAGACACGGAAAAAAAAAACACAGGUGCCUCGCCGGCCAGCCCAUGACCUUCGUCGCGCCGACAGGACUCACUCUAUCUUUCAUCGGAGCAUUGUCCGCCUGGACUAUUAAAUCUGGGGUCCCAUUCCUACCGAUGUACGCGUGGUGCGGCUGCUGGACGGCUUUAUACCUCGCGGUCUUAGCGUCGUUCAACGCUUCUGGAUUGAUAAGGUACUGCACGCGCUUCACGGAGGACGUCUUCAACGCAUUAUUAGCCUUCAAUUUUGUCUCAGAAGGGUUUUCUCCGGUGAGGAAAGUCAUCGGGAACAGUCUCGCGUCGUCCAAAGGGGCUGCUGAUGCUCUACUCGCUGCGAAUGCGGCCGGUGGCACGUGUCUCGCUUGUCGGGCCUUCGCGGGAGCGCCCAAAACACGAUUCUUUACCGCAAGAGCUCGCUCUCUACUCGCGGACUUUGGGCCAGCUGCUACUAUAGUCUUCGCCUCGUCCCUAUUCUCGCUACCAUCGGUGCGCAAGCUCGGCUCGCUGAAACGAUUAACUUUAGGAGCGCCGCGCGAGAAGCUCUUUUCGUUAGUGGACAUGGGCGCCCUAUCGUUAAAGUACCGGUUGUUAGCAGCCAUACCCGCUGUUUUUUUGGCGACAUUGUUCUUCCUCGACCAGAACAUUACGGUCCGAACGGUCAAUUCGCCCCAAAACAAGCUCAAGAAGGGCGCGGCGUAUCAUUUAGAUUUGUUUGCUCUAGCUUCUAUUACAUUAGCGUCGUCACUGCUGGGCCUGCCGUGGAUGUGCUCGGCGACGGUGCAGUCCCUGAAUCACGUGCGGGCCUUGUCGACCUACGCCGACCAGGAGACACAAACGGUGGAGAAGGUCGAUACGCCUCCAAAAGAGCCCUCGAAGCCGGCGCCGCUCGCCGCGCCGGCGGCCCAGAAAAGGCCUUUACCUUCUCCUGACGAGAUCAUCCGCGCCGCAAAAACCGAGCCGCCCGCCAAAAAGCCCCUCCCGAAGGCCGGCGACAUCAUCCUCGCGCGGUCUCUGGUGUCGGUCCAGAAACGCACGACCACCCAACCGCAGAAAGGGAUUAGUUUUGGCGGCUAUGCGAACGACUACUUGGAAGUUGUCAAUAAAACGUUGUCGGUGAACAGGACGCAGGAAGAUAGAGCCGAGGCCGUCGCGGCGGCCAGUCGUGCUACGGCCGGCGGCGGGGCCGCUCGCGUCGCGCAGGCGAAAGAGUUGGCAUCAAAACCGGUCAACGUCGUGACGAAACCUACCGUUUCCGGCGACGUCAAGGAUGUCGUGGAGACGCGUUUGACUGGUUUCACGGUCCAUGCUUUAGUGUUGGCUUCGCUGGGUUUUGCGCCGGUACUAGCAGAAGUGCCUCUGGCCGUCGUCUGGGGCGUGUUCCUCUUCCUCGGCUUCAAGGUCAUGGCGGGCAACCAGUUUUUAGGGAGAGUCGUGUCGCUGUUUAUUGAUCCAAGAAUGCUCAACCCGACGAGUGAGGCGGAACGGGCCGUCGUCGAGUUAGGACGGAAGCGGGUCCUGCGGUACACGGCGGUCCAGGCGUCCUGCUUAGCCGCUCUAUGGUUGUUGAAACUCAAUAAAGCGACGGCCAUGGUCUUCCCGUCCGUGAUUGGGGUCUUGCUCGUGCUGCGCGCGUCUCUAUUGCCCCGGGUGUUUUCACCUAGAGAGCUGCUGACGCUGGACACGGAGAUAGAUCGGUAAUUCAUCCAUAG
Pelagomonas calceolata is the source of this 2751-nucleotide messenger RNA. The record is from the annotation of a GenBank genome assembly. NCBI's taxonomy places the organism in Eukaryota, Pelagophyceae, Pelagomonadales, Pelagomonadaceae.